AGGCGAUCAACCGAGUUGGUAUCGGCGGCGGCAGUCCUGUUCCGAGGCAGCGCGCGCAUCAAUUGCCCAGCACAAUAUGAGCUUUGACGGGAAGAAGAUAUGCACAUUCUACCUACAAAACCAGUGCACGAAAGGCGCGUCCUGCCGCUUCGAGCACACGAUCACAAUGGCCAAGCCUCGGCGACCAGCCUGCAAGUUUUUUCGAGAAAACAAGUGCACUCUUGGAACGAACUGUCGAUUUGAGCACUCGCUCCACUCCCGUGGAAACUCGCAUUCUGAUGAGGCCGCGUCAUUGUCGUUUCCUCACUCGAACCCGUCGCUCCUAUCGUCGUCCCUUCAGGCUUCCGCCGUUGCCCCAGUCGUGCCCGUGACCAAGCUCGUGACUGCAAACCAACGCACAGCCACUCACUCGGAAGCGUCGCAGACCCUGUCGCAGCCCAAGUCCGACCCAGGUCGGAUUGUCAAAGGUGAAAUCAACGGCUUGACAUUCCAAGUCGAGAUUGUCGACCCAGCAUCCAUCUUUGGCCUGGCCCACCGUCGACGCGACAUGGAUGAAGAGACUGAUUUCUCGUAUGUCGAACCAGAGCCGAUGGUGGCUGCCAUGGCUGGGGGAGACUGCGACGACGUUGCUCGAAACUCGCCGCAGUCAUCGUCCGGUACACACUGCGCAUCCACGUACCAAAAACAACUGGACGAGCUCGAGGCCCAUGUCAAGGCGCUUCAGACCAACAACCCUUCAGACAGAUCAACCCAACUUCCUCACUACGAGCAAUUUGGCAACACGUCCGACUACUCUGAGUAUUCGGAUGUGCAACCCGCCCACCCGCCGAAAGUGUGCAGGUUCUUCCAGCAAGGCCUGUGCCGGUACGGCUCGGCCUGCAUCUACUCGCACGACCAGCCCAUCGACCCAAUCGAAAAACAGCUCAUGCUGGCCGAACUGCUCGAGUCGCAAGCGAUCGAGUGCAACCUGUGCAUGGAUCUCGUCCUGCGACAGGGCGAACGCUUUGGCAUCCUGUCGGGGUGUGCCCACGCAUUUUGCCUCAAAUGCGUGCGCAACAAGGAGAACAAGACACCGAUUCGAGCGUGCCCAGUUUGCCACGCUGACAUUGAGUUUGUCGUCCCGUGCAAUCGCCACGUCCAGGACGAAGCAAGGCGCGCCCGCCUCUUCAUCGACUACAAGACAAACGUCGCUCAAAUCCCAUGCCGGCUGUUUGCCCAAGGCCGGUACGGUUCCAACUGUCGACUGGACAACAUGAAAGCAUCUCACGGACGACGCGUGUUGCGCAGGGGGACUUGUCCGUUUGGGUCCAAGUGCUUUUACGAACACCGCAUGGCGGACGGCACCGCUCCUCCUCCGGCUGCGCCCCUGCAUCGCCAGACCAGUCGGCCCCUCUCGAAUCUAAAGUAAUCUACGUCUAUUUGUCAUGCGUGGGUGCCAUGGAACGGACCGGUCGAAGUCGCUGCAGGCGAGUUUUCUCGAUGGCACCAUCCCCAUGCUGCUCACAGCGUUAGGUUGGUUUGGCAGCGAGCUUGCCUCGCUGCAACUGCUUCCACGCCUUGGCGGACAGAGCAAACUC
Molecule: messenger RNA, 1577 nt
Organism: Aphanomyces invadans
Lineage: Eukaryota; Oomycota; Saprolegniomycetes; Saprolegniales; Verrucalvaceae
Exons: 5
Coding region: 77-1408 (443 amino acids)
Biological process (GO): protein polyubiquitination
Molecular function (GO): ubiquitin protein ligase activity; metal ion binding
Source: RefSeq, a predicted model, not a curated record